GGGGAUUUUGGAUGAGAUUGGAAGAUGUCGGAGGAAUUUGAGGUAGGUGAAUUUGAUUCGAAGUUGAUUAAGAGUUUGGGCAAUUUGAGUCGACAGGAUGGGAGGGGGGAUGACGGAAAUGGUGGCGGCAGCGGAGGAGGUAAGGCUAAGCUUAGGAUUGAGAGAUUUGAGCUGUGUCUGGAGAGUAUGACGGAGUAUAUCCUUGUUUAGAUAACGUAGAGGAGAUUCAGAAGUUGAAUUUGACAGAGAAAGGGGAGAAGUAUGAACGACAUUGUCUGCGCGGGACGAAGUGAUUUGCUCCUGGAAACAUGUCAAGGAAAAAACCGGAUCUGAUGCUGAGGAAAAAUACAGAGACGCAGUGAACAAAGCGAGGGAAAAAUAUUGCAGAGGCAGAGAACAUCAACGGUGAUUAACCGAUUAAUGGCGGUUUCGGCCUUCAAAUCAAUGUCUAAGAGAGGAAGCUUGGGAACUCCUUCCACCAACUUAGCUUCUGCGGCAGAAAGUAAUUCAGAGAACUUGGGUAAGAAAGUUCUGCAUCGAAGGUCCAGAAGUGUGAGCGCGUUCUCGAGAAACUCUCUCGAAACACCCUCUUCGUCACAGUUGCCAUCCACGGACAAAGAGGAGUUUUUGAAUAAAAGAGAUAAUCCCCUAUUCUGGAGCAGCACAUCACCACCUAGAGGUUCAACUGAAACGGAAAAUGUUAUUGGGAUCGCCAAAUUCGAUUCAAGUGCAUCCAGAUUGGGUAGACCGGCUUCGAAUGUUUCAGAUACUAGAAGAGGGAGAUCGGUUUCGAGGAACUCCGGUUAUGUGAAUACGUCGUCCGGUAACCGAAAGGAAGUAGGUCGAAGUUUGUCGAGGGUAGACACGGGAAGACGCCGACGGUCAGCGUCAAGGGGUCGUUAUGGGAACUCUGAGUUGUAUUUACAGAGUGAAGUGGAACAAGAUUAUAAUUUAUCAUCAAGUAUAAAAACAAGAAACAACGGGAAUUUGGGUCGUAGCAUCGAGAAGAAAGAUAAUUUAAUCACAAAUGCUUCUGAAUUGUCUGAUCAAACAAAGAAUAUGCAAACAUGGUCUAGCCAGCAUCCACUUUUGGAGCCUUCUGAUGGUUUGAUUAUUCCAAAUUGGGAAGAUGGAAUUUCUACACGUUCAUAUUCAGAAGCUGAGGAGAAAACAAUCAAGGCUGUUUUUGAACAGAUGAAGUCUCUCCAGAGCCCUGCCAGUGAUGCUGGUACAAGCGGUAUAUAUGAGACUGUUCGAUCAGAAGUGAGACGUGCUAUUUCUGAGGUUCAAAAUGACCUAGAAAAUGCUAUCAGGAGGAAGAAUCCUUCCAUUAUUGGAACAACCAAUAUUGCUGAUAUACCUCCAGAGUUGGUCAAUCCUGAUGCAGUUGAAUUAGUUUCAGACAUCAGAAGGGAAUAUGCUAGAAAGCUUGAGGAGUCACAGGAACGGGCUAGGAAACUUCGUGAAGACCUGGCUGUUGAGGAACAUCGUGGGCAAGAACUCAGUAGAAUUCUUAAAGAAAUACUUCCAGAUCCUAAGGUGCCAAACAUUCAUAAAUCACGACCAAGGAGAAGAAAUAGCAUCGAGCGUCGAAAGAUUUCAAAGCGUCUCACUGAAGAAGCCAUGAAUUAUUUUGAUGAGUGUGUAUCAAUAUCAACAUUUGAUAGUUCUGAUUUCUCGUCACCAGAAGACCCACCGCCUGUUGUCACUUCUUCAGUUAGUGAUGGUAGAUUUUUUGCAUGUGGAAGUCCAAGUGCCUCAACCACCUAUUGUUCCAAUGUUCAUCUCAAUCACAAGAAGGAAUCAGCAAAUCAAGUUGAAUGUACCCCCAGUCAUGAGGUAUCUGUUUUAACAGCUGGCAGCAGUUCUGAGGAGCCAAAAAAUGAUCAAGGGAGUUUAGCAGGUAUCAGAGAACAAAUGGGAACUUUUCGGUUCUCAUUUGCUCAUGAACCAACAGAAACUCUUGGUCUUCACCAUGACAUAAGAAAUUAUGUUAAGAGGUUUGAGAAAGAAAUCCACAAAGAUACUGGGGAAUGUCAAAUUGCAAGAUCAAGCAGCUAUGAUGCAGAUGACUAUAAGUUGCAGGUUUCAGCUGAGAGCUUGUUGUUUGAUAAAGUGAUUUUUAAGAACAGAAUAGAGUCUGGAAGUCUGCUUCUCUGCUUUGGUGGUAUAGCAAUUUAAAUCUACGUGUUUACUUCUACUCAUGUAAAUCUAAAGGUUGUGGGAAAUUUGCUACAUGCAUGUGAACUUGUUGAGUUGUAAGAUUGGGUGGCUUGCGUGUAUGUCUGUUAUUCCCUUCUAUUAAGUAAAAGGAAUUAAAUUUAAGAGGGGUUUUGUAUGCUAA
Nelumbo nucifera (sacred lotus) is the source of this 2344-nucleotide messenger RNA. RefSeq lists its product as uncharacterized. The record is from RefSeq and is a predicted model, not a curated record. Lineage: Eukaryota; Viridiplantae; Streptophyta; Magnoliopsida; Proteales; Nelumbonaceae.